GGACAAGAAAGGCUCAGUGAUAAUGCAAGACAAGAACUUAAUACACGUGAAAAUUUCGAUGUGUUAACAACCAAUUUAAGAUAUAUAUACAUGUUUUUAGAUAUAGUAUAUUCUUUCACUGUAAUGAAAUUCGGACUCCCUGGCAAACAAUUAUCUGAAAAUCUUUUUAUUAUCCUA
Molecule: messenger RNA, 177 nt
Organism: Dentiscutata heterogama
Lineage: Eukaryota; Fungi; Glomeromycota; Glomeromycetes; Diversisporales; Gigasporaceae
Source: the annotation of a GenBank genome assembly